UUUUGACUUAAUCCCAUGUAGGUAGGUACCAACUUAGUUAAAUUGUAUUAAAUAUAAAUGUUGUUUUAAAUUAUAACGGCGUUACAGCCAUACUCCGGGAUAUUAUUUUCAAUUUCACUGACGACAGUUGAUUGAAAUAAUUAAUAUAAGGGACAAAUGGAACAAGCCCGUGUCAUAACUAUAUAUACAAAUUAAUUGGGAUGCGUAAAAUCCUUCUGUACAGACCAUAUAGGUAGGUGUUGCUAUAAGUAGGUAUAUUUAUAAACGCUAUGUCAGCGGCCUAUGUAAUAAUUUUUCCUAUAGUUUAGAAGCCAACUGGAGAAAUAAAGUUGCAAUGUAAGAAGGGUUGGGCUUCAUGGAGGUUUAAUAAUAGAUUUGUAUUUCUCACCAAACAGUAUAUAAUAGUUAUUUUAAAACCGUUCUACGGCGUCUACAGUUCGUUUACUUGUGUCUUUGAGAACAUAUCAAAAACCAAAUGACAAAAACGGUGUGUGAUAGAUAGGAACCCAUACGCCCAUAUCAUACGCAUAUUAAAAUUUUAAUUUUUAACAAAUAUUAUUGUGCCUGACUGCUUAUUUUUUCUCUAUGUUAGUAAAUCACACUUUAAAAGAUUCAACAAAACGGAAUACUAAAAUGGUGAUAUUCAAUGCAGAAUAUAUUCCAGAAUACAAAUGGAUAAUGCUCGAGUCAAAUUCAAAUAGUAACAGCACUACCACUAAAGAAAUAAGAGAUUUAAAAUGUAAACCCCAGAAUAAUAUUCUAAAUCAGUGUCUUCAUAAUAAUAUUGAAACAGAUUUUCCAUCAAUAUUUUACUUAAUAACCUUAGUAGAAAAAAUGAUAAAAUAUAAUAACAAAUAUUAUGAGAGAAUUGAAAAAAGAAAACAGCAACAAAUCAUUGAAUUACAAGGAUUAACUAUGUUUUUGGAAGAUAUUUGUAAUGAUCUAAAAGAUUUUUAGAAUUUUAAUUCAUAGUAAUUUAAUAUGGCAUAGAUUCCAUAUGGUGGUAAAUGCAAUGUUAAAAUACUUAAAUAUGUAGUUACUAUGUACAUUCUUUUUGAGUUAUAAUAAAAUAUAUCAUACUACAUGUUCAACUUAUUUUUCUGACUAGUUAUUAUAUUAAGAUAGUUAUUAUAUUAAGAUAUUAUAUUUUAUGUACAAA
Acyrthosiphon pisum (pea aphid) is the source of this 1159-nucleotide messenger RNA. RefSeq lists its product as uncharacterized. Bases 586 to 957 code for a protein of 123 amino acids. Lineage: Eukaryota; Metazoa; Arthropoda; Insecta; Hemiptera; Aphididae. The record is from RefSeq and is a predicted model, not a curated record. The transcript is spliced from 5 exons.